CCGGGCCGCACAUGACCAGUGGGUACGAAAUCGGAGCAACAUGAUCUUUCUCAUCGGUCAAUGGCAUUUGCAAGCCUGAGUAAAAGUCACCUUUCUCAUCCUAACCGCUCAAGAUCGCGUGUCCUAAUUCAGAAGUUGCCAUGCACUCACUACAGAUUUCCUCCGCUCAUGACGUCGGCCAGCUAUGUAGGCUUUCAAUUUUAACGUGUCAAAUUCUUGCACUGACGCUGUGUAGAUCAUGAGCAAGCUGUUACUUUGGGCUAUCGGUUUGAUUGGGCUUCACUGUAGAGCAUCCUGGGGGAAGGAAGACAGCCAUGGAGGCAGAGGACGAGAAAACGAUGGUACCAUCUCCUUUGCAUUCAAAAAUCCCGCGAACACGACUGUAUGUGGCAAGACCACCUUUGAAUGGAGCACUUCGAUAGACAUGGGAUCCAUGUCAUUGUUGGUUGCGAGCAGAGGCCACAGCUCGAGGUUGGUUGCCACCAUACCUAUGUCCGUCCACUCCUUCUCCUGGGAUCUCGUCACGGUCCCAGAAGGGUGGUACAUCUUGCAGGCAUCCGUGCCGGCGCCUACUGCCACAACCGCUGUGUUCAACUCGUCUGCGUUUUUUGUAGACGAUGGUUCCGAUUCGUCAUGUAUUACAGAUUCAACUAGUCUGGUCGAAAUUAUUGCGCCAGUUGUAGGGGCCGCUGCGGGAGUCGCGUUUGCAUUCAUCAUCGUAUCGACUGCGUAUUUCCAUCCCCGUUGGUGGCAUCGCUCCCUUCCCUCUCGUCGGACGUCGGUCUUACGUGCUUCACUGAAGUGGACAUCGGCCAGAAUUUGAAACGAUCAUUAUUCCGUAUAUAUACCGUUAUCACCAUGCCUCCGAGGAAUCCGCACAUCGAAGAGACAGAAUACACAAUAGCUGCACGGAAAGGGUCUGAAUGAUGCACUCGUUCACGAACUUGUAUUGACGUUAGAGGUGUCAUGUCAGGCCCGCGUCCUUGACGAAAUUCUUGCA
Desarmillaria tabescens is the source of this 1000-nucleotide messenger RNA. RefSeq lists its product as uncharacterized. The transcript is spliced from 4 exons. The coding region runs from base 239 to 823 and encodes 194 amino acids. Lineage: Eukaryota; Fungi; Basidiomycota; Agaricomycetes; Agaricales; Physalacriaceae. The record is from RefSeq and is a predicted model, not a curated record.